AGUUUCUCUUAUCACAAGUGAGGAUGAAGAACAUCAUCAAUAUACAAACCGCUAUUAUUAUGCUAUUGAUUUUCUCUAUGGAAGUUAACAGUUGCAUGCCAAGUGGGCGAAUAAGAGCCAAAAAACACCCUCCAAACUACUGUAAUCUUGUUGGCGAUGACAUCUGUUGCAUUCAAGGAAGAAUCUACACCACUUACAACUGUUCGCCUCCUUCGAUUACUCAUAAUUCAGGUAGUUAUAACGCGCUUCUCACACUCAACACCUUUGAAGGUGGCGGUUACGGGCCAAGCCAAUGCGAUCAUCAUUACCACUCCGAUAAAUUGCUGGUGGUGGCUUUAUCGUCGGGUUGGUUUGAUCACGGAAAUAGGUGCCUAACAAAUAUUACUAUCAAUAAUGAGGCUAAUGGAAGAAGUGUGAAGGCUAUGGUGGUGAAUGAGUGUGAUUCCACCUCCGGUUGCGAUAAAGAAAGUAGUUACUUGCCUCCGUGUGGAAACAAUAUUGUCGAUGCAUCUGAAGCUGUGUGGAGAGCUCUCGAAAUUCCUAUUAAUGAUUGGGGCGAGCUUAAUGUGACGUGGAGUGAUGCUUAGUUAAUGUUUUAAUGAAAUAAACAAACAAA
Molecule: messenger RNA, 616 nt
Organism: Impatiens glandulifera
Lineage: Eukaryota; Viridiplantae; Streptophyta; Magnoliopsida; Ericales; Balsaminaceae
Product: putative ripening-related protein 1
Exons: 1
Coding region: 24-587 (187 amino acids)
Source: RefSeq, a predicted model, not a curated record